Messenger RNA from Oryctolagus cuniculus (rabbit), 4908 nucleotides. The record is from RefSeq and is a predicted model, not a curated record. Lineage: Eukaryota; Metazoa; Chordata; Mammalia; Lagomorpha; Leporidae.
AUGGGGCAACAAUUAACAACACCUUUAAGCCUGACUCUAGGACACUGGAAGGAGGUUCGAGAGAUCGCCCGCAGUUUGUCGACUGAAGUCCACAAAAAGGAGUGGGUGGCGCUUUGCACCUCCGAAUGGUCCACUUUCGGUGUCGGGUGGCCAAAGGACGGAAUCUUUAACCUUGACUUAAUUUUGCAGGUUAAAGACCAAGUCUGCCAUAAGGGUGGAGGGGGACGUCCAGAACAAGUACCCUAUGUCAUGGUGUGGGAAGACUUGACCCAGAAGCCCCUGCUUUGGGUUAAGCCUUUCAUAGCACACGGAGACACCAAAGACCGCCAGCAGAAAGAUAAGGAGGAAGCUGAUGAGAGUCCCAGGCUUCCCCCACUUCCCUCCUCAACUCCCCUAACCCCCGUCCCAGCAGAGACCCCAGUGCAAGGUCCCCCGCCAACCUCAGAUCUUUAUCCCCUGAAAGAACUCCAACCAUUGAAAUCCGCAUGUCCACCCGUCCUUUCGGAUGGACAGGAGGACCUCCUCCUUAUGGAUCCCCCACUGCCAUACAACCGUCCGGCACUGAGGGAGAUGCCUCCCUCUGCCCCGUCCCCGGACUCUACAGUCCAAGAAUCAGGGGUACCACAACCCACUUCCCUACGAGACCCCUCACCGCCAAGUACCUGCCUGCGUCUUCACCGAGAGCAGAGGGGGGGGGGGAUUUUGGGCAUCCCAGGCAUUCCCAUUGCGUUCAGUGGGGGGGAGCUUCAGUAUUGGCCAUUCUCCGCGUCAGAUCUCUACAACUGGAAAACCCACAACCCCCCAUUUUCGCAGGACCCGCAGGCCCACGGACUGAUUGAGUCGAUUCUGUUAACCCACCAACCCACUUGGGAUGACUGUCAGCAGCUUUUACAGGCCCUCCUGACCACGGAAGAGCAACAGCGGGUUUUCACAGAAGCCCGCAAAAAUGUGCCGGGGGAUGACGGCCGCCCCACUCAGCUACCUAACGAGAUUGAUGAGGUGUUCCCGUUGACUCGACCAAAUUGGGACUUCAAUACGGCAGCGGGUAGGGAACGACUCCGUCUCUAUCGCCAGGUUCUCCUGACAGGUCUCUGGGGGGCAGGAAGAUGCCCCACCAAUUUGGCCAAGGUACGUGCGAUUGUGCAGGGUAGUGAGGAAACUCCGGCAGGAUUUUUAGAAAGGCUAAUGGAAGGAUACAGAAUGUAUACUCCCUUUGACCCACAGGCCCCUGACCGGCAGGCUGAUGUAAUCAUGUCCUUCAUUGGACAAUCGGCCCCAGACAUCCGCACAAGGUUAUAGAGGCUGGAGGGGUUGCAGGGGUAUACACUGCAGGACCUAGUUAAGGAGGCAGAAAAGAUUUUCAAUAAAAGAGAGACAAAGGAGGAAAGAGAAGAGAGGUUACGCAGAGAACAGGAAUGUAGAGAAGAUCAGAGAGAUAAAAAAAGAAACAAGGACUUAGUUAAAAUCCUGGCCACCGCAGUCACAGGACCAGAGCAGACUAAAGGUAGACAAGAUAGGGAUCUGGGAGACAAACGGAGGCCACGGUUGGACCGAGACAAGUGCGCAUACUGCAAGGAAAAAGGACACUGGGCUAAGGAGUGCCCGAACAAGGGGCAGCCAAGGAGCCAGCGGAGAGCGACACCCAUCCUGGCGCUGGAAGACGACGACUAGGUAGGUCAGGGCCAGGCGCCUCCCCCUGAGCCCCGGGUAACUCUAAAAGUGGGAGGCCGGCCAGUCACCUUCCUGGUCGAUACGGGAGCCCAACAUUCGGUCCUCACAACGGCCGGAGGCCCCCUUAGUUCCAAGACAUCAUGGGUCCAGGGGGCCACCGGAGGAAAACUGUACAAGUGGACUACUGAGCGAAAGGUCGACCUGGCAACAGGGUGGGUCACGCAUUCGUUUCUACUAGUACCGGACUGCCCAUACCCCCUGCUGGGAAGGGAUCUGCUCUCAAAGGUUGGGGCCCAGAUCCAUUUCCAAGACAAGGGAGCCACAGUAGUCGGCCCCGCAGGCCAACCCCUUCAUGUGUUGACCCUCCGGCUGGAAGACGAACACCGCCUUCACGAGUGCCCCCUAUCAGCUCAGCCCCAAGUAGCAUCUGAAUGGCUUACUAAAUUCCCUCAGUCUUGGGCGGAGAUGGGAGGAGUGGGGCUUGCUAUCAGACAGCCCCCGGUGAUAGUAAACCUGAAGCCCACGGCCACUCCCGUAUCUAUCCGCCAAUACCCUAUGGCUGCAGAGGCAAAGGUUGGAAUUCGGCCACACAUACAGAGACUAAUAAAACUGGGCAUAUUGAGACCUUGUCAGUCACCUUGGAACACCCCUUUGUUACCAGUCAAAAAUCCUGGCUCCAAUGAUUACAGGCCAGUGCAAGACCUACGGGAAUUAAACCGUAGGGCUGAGGACAUUCACCCCACGGUCCCUAACCCGUACAACCUGCUGAGCACCCUGCCCCCGACCCGAACUUGGUAUACGGUGCUUGACUUGAAAGAGGCCUUUUUUUGCCUAAGACUGAGUCGCCAGAGUCAACCUCUCUUUGCCUUCGAGUGGAAAGACCCGGAGACUGGGUUUUCGGGACAACUAACGUGGACCAGGCUUCCCCAAGGGUUCAAGAACUCCCCUACGCUGUUUGAUGAAGCCCUACACCAGGACUUGGCGGAUUUCCGGGUGAGCCACCCAGAGUUGACUCUCCUACAGUACGUGGAUGACCUAUUGUUAGCUGCAGAGACUGAGCAGGGUUGCACCAAAGGUACGGAGGCCCUACUCCAUAGGCUGGGAGAGCUAGGAUACAGGGCUUCCAUGAAGAAGGCCCAACUUUGCACCCAACGUGUGACCUACCUGGGCUACAUAUUGGAGGGGGGUCAGAGGUGGCUGACUGAGGAACGUAAAAAGGCCGUAGUGCUCAUCCCGCCACCUAAAAAUGCUCGCCACCUCAGGGAGUUCUUGGGCAGUGCCGGUUUCUGCCGCCUCUGGAUACCGGGUUUUGCGGAGAUGGCAGGGUCCCUGUACCCCCUAACCAGGACAAAUUCCCCGUUCAUCUGGGGAAGGGAACAACAAUUAGCUUUUGACAGAAUAAAAUGGGCCCUCUUGGAGGCCCCUGCAUUAAGCCUCCCAGACCCCGCUAAGCCCUUUACCCUCUAUGUGGAUGAAAAAAAGGGAGUGGCAAAGGGUGUCUUGACUCAGAAUUUGGGGCCCUGGAAAAGACCUGUGGCGUAUUUUUCAAAGAAACUGGACAGUGUCGCCUCGGGGUGGCCCCCUUGCCUCCGCAUGAUUGCGGCUGUGGCCGUCUUGGUGAAAGACUCGGACAAAUUGACUCUGGGGCAACCACUCACCAUAGUGGCGCCCCAUGCCAUCGAGGCCGUCAUCCGCCAACCACCAGACAGAUGGCUCUCGAACGCCAGGAUCACCCACUACCAGGCCAUGCUGCUCAACCCUGAACGGGUCCGGUAUGGGACUGCUGCCUCGCUCAACCCGGCCACCCUGCUUCCUGAGCCGGGGUCUGAAUCACAAGUCGACCACGACUGCCACCAAGUGUUAGCCAAAGUGCACGGGACCCGAGAGGACCUGACCGAUCUACCCCUGUCAUAUGUAGUCACCUGGUAUACGGACGGGAGCAGCUUCUUGCACCAAGGUGAGAGAAAGGCAGGGGCAGCGGUGGUUGACGGGGAAACUGUCAUAUGGGCCUCUGCUCUGCCCCCAGGGACUUCGGCACAGAAGGCUGAACUUGUGGCCCUCACCCAAGCGCUUCGUGCCACUAAGAAUCGGAGGGUAAACAUUUAUACCGACAGCCGUUAUGCCUUUGCCACUGCGCAUAUACAUGGGGAAAUAUAUCGGAGGAGAGGGUUGCUAACCUCAGGGGGCAAGGACAUUAAAAAUAAGCAGGAGAUCCUAGACCUCCUACAAGCCCUCCACAUUCCAAAGAAAGUGAGUAUCAUCCACUGCCCAGGUCAUCAGAAAGGAGAUGACGCAGUGGCCAAGGGGAAUAAAAGACCUCCAUUACCAGAGGGAGCAAGGAUGCGAGGGGCACGCCCAGGAACGAACUGGGAGAUGGACUUUACCGAGAUUCGUCCUGGUAGGUAUGGAAUUAAGUAUCUCCUAGUAUUUGUAGACACUUUUUCCGGCUGGACAGAGGCUUUUCUGGUAAAGGAGGAAACAGUGCAGGUGGUGGUCAAGAAAAUCUUGGAAGAAAUCUUUCCGAGGUUUGGCCUGCCUAAGGUACUGGGAUCCGAUAAUGGGCCGGCCUUUGUCUCCCGGGUAAGUCAGUUGGUGGCCAAGGUACUGGGGAUUGAUUGGAAAAUGCAUUGCGUGUACAGACCCCAGAGUUCAGGACAGGUAGAGCGCAUGAAUAGAACAAUUAAGGAGACCUUAACCAAAUUAAUGAUGGAGACUGGCGCUAGAGACUGGGUCGAGUUAUUACCGAUGGCCCUAUUCUGGGCCCGCAACACUCCCUCUGCGUUCGGGUUAACUCCAUAUGAGAUAUUGUAUGGGGGUCCUCCCCCAAUAGCUGACUUGCUGGGGCCCAGCAUUGACUCUUAUGCCACUUCCCCUAGUUUGCAGACCCGACUGAGAGCUUUGCAGUUGAUUCAGAAGCACGUGUGGAAACCUCUAGCAGCAGUAUACCAAUCCAAGUGCCUUACAGUGCCACACCCUUUCCAGAUCGGAGAUUCAGUUUACGUCCGCAGACAUCAGUCCAGGACCCUCGAGCCGCGUUGGAAGGCGCCCUACACCGUACUCCUAACAACGCCGACAGCAGUGAAGGUGGACGGAAUCGCGGCUUGGGUUCACGCCUCUCACGUCAAAAAGACAUCAGAAAAGGAGGGGAGUUCGAGCAAGGACACAAGUGAACCGUCGAGAUGGGAACUCCAGCGCACUCAAAAUCCCCUCAAGAUAAGACUUUUAAAAGCUGCCUAA